Messenger RNA from Culicoides brevitarsis, 3517 nucleotides. RefSeq names its product integrator complex subunit 2 (gene IntS2). Lineage: Eukaryota; Metazoa; Arthropoda; Insecta; Diptera; Ceratopogonidae. The transcript is spliced from 4 exons. Gene Ontology annotation, cellular component: integrator complex. The record is from RefSeq and is a predicted model, not a curated record. The coding region runs from base 82 to 3480 and encodes 1132 amino acids. Gene Ontology annotation, biological process: snRNA 3'-end processing.
CAAACCAAAAUUUUAAUAAACUUUUAAAUGCCUUUUUAAUUAAAUUUUUGAGGUUUUAGAGAACUAAAAACACAUUUAAAUAUGACAACUCGAUUAUCGGGCGUCAGCGCUCGUGCGUUUAGUGCGAUGCAAGUGUUAAAUAUCGCAGAAUUAGCACAAUAUCCCGCCGAAGAAAUUCGCCCAUUUUUGCCGAGUCUCACGCGAAUGGCUUUACUUUCGCCAAUGAUGGAAAAUACGCCGGCUUGGGCUGAAUCGCGCAAACAAAUUCUCUCGAUUCUUGUGGGAGUCGAAGUUGUAAACGAUAUUGUUGCGCUCUUGCAAGUAAAUUAUCACGAGAUGGAAAUGGAGGUUAAGAAGGAACAGCAGUUGAGACAAAAAAUCGGAUAUACCCAACAAGACUCUGCCCAAUUUCACAAUUUGCCGAACGGAGUCGUUUUGGGAUUCGAAAGAGCGGAUGUUUCACGCAAAGUUCGUGUGGUUUUAUCCGAACUGUUCUACAUUCAAGCUCAAAUUCAGGAAAUGAACCAAAUGGGAGCCCAAAAGAACUUGAACGAAAUUACGAUAAAACAAUCGGAGCUCUUUGACAACGACAUCUACUUGGAAGAGCUUUCCGACAUAAUUUGCAUCGUUUUGCCCGAAUUGCCGUCGAUCAUGAGUGUGCAAGAACUCGUGGAAAUUCUCUUGUACGUCAACAACGGAAGUCAAAUUAUCACGUGGAUUGUCGCCAAUAUGCCCGAUACCUUCAAAGAUGUCGCAAAUGCCUUGGUUGCGAACGGCGAUGACGAACUUGCCGAUGGAAGACUCCGACAAGCGGCUUUGUAUGCUUUGUGCGAAAUGAAUCCGGGACAAGCGCUCACGAUUCGAACAAUGUGCGUGGAAAUGCUAAAAAUGCCUUCUUUGGCGUUGCGAUUGAGUUUGAAUGAUCCAACUGACAUGGUUUCUUUCGUUUCGGGCUUGCUGCUCGGAAAUGACCAACAAACGCGAUUGUGGUUCGCGCAAUUUGUGCGAGCAAGCCAAAAGCGGAAAAUUGACGUGCUGCAAAUGUUACGAGAUGAAUUGCUGAAACAGCUGAAAAAGUUUAAUGAGUUUUCGAGCAAUUCAGCGACAUUGCCAGAUGAAAUUGUUGUGCAAGCAGUUGCUUUGUUGAAGUUAUAUUGCGCUCUCAGAGGAAUCGCAGGAAUUAAGUUCAACGACGACGAAACCCUUUAUUUGAUGCAAUUAAUCACAUCAAAGCCCCCGCUGACGCCAGCUGGCAUCCGUUUCGUCUCUGUUGGCUUGUGCAUGCUCAUUGCCUGUCCUUCACUCAUCGCUCAACCAUCUCUCGAGGCGAAAGGCAUCGAAUGGAUCCAAAAACUCAUCAAAGACGGCGCCUAUUUCGAGACUUUAAGCGAAUCCUCUGCUUCCUUCGGCGAAAUGCUCUUAUUGAUGGCAAUCCAUUUCCACUCAAACCAACUUUCAAACAUCUGCGAACUGGUUUGCUCGACACUCGGCAUGAAAAUUCCCAUUCGCCAGAACAACACGACACGCAUGAAGCAAAUUUUCAUCCAAGAAAUUUUCACGGAGCAAGUUGUUGCCGCACAUGCGAUAAAAGUUCCCGUCACCCCGAAUCUGAAUGCAAAUAUUCCGGGUUAUCUUCCUGUGCAUUGCAUCCAUCAACUUUUAAAAUCGCGCGCAUUUUCAAAGCACAAAGUAAAAAUCAAGAAUUGGAUUUAUCGGCAAAUUUGUGCAGCAACAACGCCUUUGCAUCCCGUCUUGCCGGCACUAAUUGAAGCUUAUGUCAACUCGAUAAUUGUCCCGAAUUUGAAGGGACCCGUCGAACACACGCAUAAUCCGUUGGGAGAACAAGAGCUCCAGCGACUUUUUCAAGAUUCGCGAAUUGGAACGCAUAUCGUGACAAAAAAGGCGAUGCAUCCCUUCGAUCCUGACGCGGAGUUCAAUGACGAAAAAGACAUGGAAAAAAUUCAAGUUACGGAAAGUUUGACGGCGCAACUGCUGAUUCUCUAUUAUUUGCUGUUUUACGAAGACGUUCGAUUGCACAACAUGGUAGCGCUUGUAUCGGCAAAUCGCAAAGUCAAAAGUUACUCGAUUGAAUUUUUGUCCGAAUUGCCGAUCAAAUAUUUGCUGCAACAAGCACAAAAAAAUCAACACAACUACAGCGGAUUGUUCAGUUCGUUACUGAAACUUCUCGUCACCCAUUUUCCGCAUCUUUCGUUAGUCGACGACUGGAUCGACGAAGAAAGUAUUUUACUCCGUUCGACAACAAGCAGAAAAAUUACCGAAAAUGACGUCAAAUCAGCAUUCGAGGCACUUGAGACAUGUCCUUCGAAAACGAUGCAGCUGCUAAAAUUGAUGCUGACAAAAUCCCCAACGGAUUUAUGGCCUCUGGCGAAGACUUUUAUUCAUUACAUAAAAUUUAUACUGGAUAGCUCGGUGCCGCGACUCAUCCAAAAAGUCUACCGCCAAAUCUGGAUUCGUUUGAACACCGUUUUGCCGCGUCGCCUUUGGAUAAUGACCAUUCAAGCACUCAUGCCGGAAGAUGCUGUCACGAAAAAUUUCCUCAUGAAACAAGAAAAAAAUUCCAUUGAUGAUCCGUUGCAAGUACUGCGCUGCGACGAACGAGUUUUCCGCUGUGCUGACGUUUUAACGAUCGUUUUGCGAAUUUUACAAGCAACGUUGGCUGCUUCGAAACGACAACUCACCCGACAUAUCUUAGACAAGCCGUUAAUCGAGCGAAAUGGUCAGUUGCAAAACGAGCAAGAACGAGAAGAUCUCAAACUGGCACUUGUGGCGUCGCAGGAAAGUGCAGCGGUGCAAAUUCUGCUGGAAGCUUGUCUCGAAACGGAGAAAGAUCAGUCGUUGCCAGGAAGGAAAUGGGCGCUGCGGGAAAUUCGGGGACUUAUUUGCUCGUAUAUUCAUCAGGUUUUUAUUUCGGAGCCGUCUUUGGCGAAAUUGGUGCAUUUUCAGGGAUAUCCGAGGGAAUUGUUGCCAAUUACUGUGAGAGGGAUUCCAUCGAUGCACAUUUGCUUGGAUUUUAUUCCGGAGUUGUUGAGUAUGCCCGAAAUGGAUAAACAGAUUUUUGCGAUUGAUUUGACGUCGCAUUUGUCGCUGCAAUAUUCGCUUGUGCGAUCGUUGGGAGUGGCGAAAUUGUGUUUGAAUACGCUGACGACGUUAUUAGGAGUUCUCUCAAAUGACAUGCGAAUAGAAAUGUUUCGACCAAUCUUGCCGUGUAUCGUUCGUUUUGGCGAAGCAUUCCCGCCAUUACUCGACGACUGUGUUCUCUUUUUGAUGCAACUCGGAAGAAUUGUCGAGUCACAAAAUGCUUUGGGACGAUCGCAAUCUGUUCCCGCUCUCGUCGGUUAUCUGGGAAAGUCUCGACAUGCAAACGCAAAAUUACGACAAAUUAGCAAACUCGUGGAAGAAGUCAAGGAAACUUUUGACAAGUUGUUGAACAAAGCGGUUUUAAAUCCAAAAAUCUAUUAAAAAUAGAAAAAAAAAUAAAAUAUGAUUUAACUUUUUU